This is a messenger RNA of Pleuronectes platessa (European plaice), 1672 nucleotides long. RefSeq names its product proto-oncogene tyrosine-protein kinase Src. The record is from RefSeq and is a predicted model, not a curated record. Lineage: Eukaryota; Metazoa; Chordata; Actinopteri; Pleuronectiformes; Pleuronectidae. Gene Ontology annotation, molecular function: non-membrane spanning protein tyrosine kinase activity; ATP binding; growth factor receptor binding. Gene Ontology annotation, cellular component: extrinsic component of cytoplasmic side of plasma membrane. Gene Ontology annotation, biological process: protein phosphorylation; epidermal growth factor receptor signaling pathway; negative regulation of extrinsic apoptotic signaling pathway. The transcript has 11 exons. The coding region runs from base 1 to 1635 and encodes 544 amino acids.
AUGGGGGCGGGCAAGAGCAAGCCCAAGGAGCCGGGCCAGCGCUCCAUGAGCCUGGACGGCACCAUCGGCACAGGCUCAGACAGCGGGCGCUUCCACCACCUGGGCCCCUCCCAGCAGACGCAGACCCCCAACAGGAGCCCUGCGGUGGGGACGGGGAGGCGGGGGCAUCCAGGGCAGCACCACCACGCGCCGACCAACACUCCUGAGCUGGCUCUUUUCGGAGGAGUGGACCACACGGGCACCAUCACCUCGCCCCACAGGGGACCUCUGGCAGGAGGUGUCACUACAUUUGUGGCGCUGUAUGACUAUGAGUCACGGACAGCGUCUGAUCUGACCUUUAGGAAAGGCGACAGGCUGCAGAUUGUCAACAACACAGAAGGGGACUGGUGGCUCGCUCGCUCCCUGACGACGGGCGAGAGCGGUUACAUCCCCAGCAACUACGUGGCCCCGUCCGACUCCAUCCAAGCAGAAGAGUGGUACUUUGGGAAGAUCACUCGUCGGGACUCAGAGCGGCUCCUUCUGAACCUGCAGAACAGACGAGGAACCUUCUUGGUGAGGGAGAGCGAGACCACUAAAGGGGCCUACUGCCUGUCAGUGCUGGAUUAUGACAACACCAAGGGCCUGAAUGUUAAACAUUACAAGAUCAGGAAGCUGGAUAGCGGCGGUUUCUACAUCACCUCCCGCACCCAGUUCACCAGCCUACAGCAGCUAGUCUUCCACUACCGCAAGCACUCCGAUGGGCUGUGCCACGCUCUCUCAGACGUGUGUCCAGUGGCCAAACCUCAGACCCAGGGGCUGGCCAGGGACGCCUGGGAGAUCCCCCGCGAGUCGCUCCGCCUCGACCUGAAACUGGGACAGGGCUGCUUUGGAGAAGUCUGGAUGGGUACGUGGAACGGUACGACGCGAGUAGCCAUCAAGACCCUGAAGCCAGGCACCAUGUCCCCGGAGGCCUUUCUGCAGGAAGCACAGGUGAUGAAGAAGCUGCGGCACGAGAAGCUGGUCCAGCUGUACGCCGUGGUGUCCGAGGAGCCCAUCUACAUCGUGACAGAGUACAUGAGCCAUGGGAGCUUAUUGGACUUCCUGAAAGGGGACGCAGGGAAGAUGCUUCGUCUGCCUCAGCUGGUUGACAUGUCCGCUCAGAUUGCUGCGGGCAUGGCAUACGUGGAGAGGAUGAACUACGUCCACAGGGAUCUGCGCGCUGCCAACAUCCUGGUGGGAGAGAACCUGGUGUGUAAAGUGGCCGACUUUGGUCUGGCAAGACUCAUCGAAGACAACGAGUACACAGCGAGACAAGGAGCUAAGUUCCCAAUCAAAUGGACGGCACCAGAGGCAGCUCUGUACGGGCGCUUCACCAUCAAGUCGGACGUCUGGUCCUUUGGUGUGCUGCUCACAGAGCUGGCCACUAAAGGCAGAGUCCCCUAUCCAGGCAUGGUGAACCGCGAGGUGCUGGACCAGGUGGAGCGCGGCUACAGGAUGCCCUGCCCGGCAGACUGUCCCAGCUCCCUGCACGAGCUCAUGCUCUCCUGCUGGAGGAAGGACCCGGAGGAGAGGCCCACGUUCGAGUACCUGCAGGGCUUCCUAGAGGACUACUUCACCUCCACAGAACCCCAGUAUCAGCCAGGGGAGAACCUAUAGAACCACACACUGAACCGAACCCGAGGGGGGGGGGGGG